Molecule: messenger RNA, 803 nt
Organism: Rhizophagus irregularis DAOM 181602=DAOM 197198
Lineage: Eukaryota; Fungi; Glomeromycota; Glomeromycetes; Glomerales; Glomeraceae
Source: RefSeq, a predicted model, not a curated record
GAUGCGAAUGAUGUGAAUGAUAUAAUACGACCGAUUUGAAUGAUGCGAAUGAUGCGAAUGAUACGAAUGAUACGAAUGAUACGAAUGAUACGAAUGAUACGAAUGAUACGAAGAUUUUACUCAAUAUUUCAGCAGAAAAUUAUUUAUUUAGUUAUUGUAAUUCCGUAGAAGAGUUUGAUGAUAAAUUAUGUCUAAUUGAUUAUGAAAUGAUUGGAGAAGAAAUACUACCACCUCCUCCUUACAGUGAAAAGGAUGAUGAGAAUUUAACUGCAUUAAAAGAAUCGUUGCCCUCUCCUUAUAACGAAUGUGAUAUAAGUACGUUAAAAAAUAUAUUACCACCUAAUUAUAAUAAAUUAGAUAAUAAUAUCAUAAUUAAUAUUAUCCAAAAAAAUUAUAUUAUAUAUGUACAAGAGAACAAUGUAAAAGAGAACGGUGUACAAGAGAACAAUGUUCAAGGUGACGAAUCAUCAUGGUUCAAAACUUUCAAAAAAAUCGUUAAAGAAGUAGAAAAUCUAGUUGAUAUGGCUGCUAAAGCUCAUCAAGCUGCUGUUGAUAAUGAUAAUAAAAGAAGAUUAUCUAGUAAUCCAAGUAAACCUGAAUUAUCUGAAAAAGAAAAGGAAGCUGCUGCUAUAAACGCAAGCAUGCCUAUGGAAUACAAUCAUAUGUAAAUCUAGACUUUAAGUUUAUGUAUUCAAAAAAAUUUACUAAUUUACUCGCGACACAAGAUAUAGAAAAAAUUUAUUAUUUUUUUUUUUUUGUAUCUUAUUUAUUGUAUUUAUUAAUAAAAAUUAAUGUAUUCACGC